AUGAUAGAAAGUUUUAACACCUCUGAGGCAGGAAGCCCUCAGCAGAUUUUGAAUGCGCACAAGUUGCAGGAAGCUAUUCCGGCAUUCUUUUCGGGAUGGGCGACUUGGCAAUACAUCAUCACUGCUCUCGUUGGCGUGGUUGUAUACGAUCAAGUCAUGUAUAUCAAGCGAAAGGGCUCAAUUGCAGGACCCAUGUUCAAGAUUCCCCUCAUGGGUCCGUUCAAGCAGGCGCUUAACCCGAACUUCAAGGAGUAUCUUGCCCAGUGGGCGAGUGGACCCCUUAGCUGUGUCUCUGUUUUCCACAAAUUCGUCGUUCUUGCCGCCGACAGAGACAUCGCCCACAAAGUGUUCAAGUCACCCACCUAUGCCGAACCCUGUCUUGUGCCGAUUGCCAGAGAUAUCCUCGGCGACAAGUCCUGGGUCUUCCUCCAGGGAAAAGCGCACACCGAGUAUCGCAGAGGAUUGACACCUCUAUUCACCAACAGGGCCCUGGCAUCAUACCUGCCAGUUCAAGAGAAGGUGUUCGACGAAUACUUUGCCAAGUUCAUUGCCACCAGCGAGGCCAACGGAAACCAACCCAUGGAGUUCAUGACCAAAUUCCGCGAAAUCAACUGUGCUAUCUCAUGCCGUACUUUCUUCGGUGACUACAUCUCGCAAGACGCAGUGGAGAGAAUUGCAAACGACUUCUACCUUGUCACAGCCGCGCUUGAAUUGGUUAACGUCCCCUUUUCAAUGUAUGUCCCCUUCACAAAACCAUGGUACGGAAAGCGAAUUGCGGAUGCAGUUCACAAGGAGUUUGCGCAAUGUGCAGCAGCUGGCAAGAAGAAUAUGGCAACCGGCGCGGCACCCAACUGCAUUCUUGACCAGUGGGUGCUUCACAUGAUAGAUUCUCAAAGAUAUCGCGAGAAGAUUGCUGCCGGCGAAGACGUUGAAAAGCCCAAGAAUCUGAUCCGCGAAUUCACAAACGAGGAAAUCUCCGAAACACUUUUCACCUUCCUUUUUGCAGCUCAGGAUGCUUCUAGUAGCUCGACAACCUGGGUGUUCCAAGUUCUGGCCCAAAGACCCGAUGUACUUGAUAAGGUGCGCGAGGAGAACCUGGCUGCUCGAGGUGGUGACCGGAACAAGUCCUUCGAUCUUCCAAUGCUGGAAGGUCUUACCUACACCAAUGCUGUCAUCAAGGAGAUUCUUCGCCACAGACCCCCGGUUAUCUUCGUCCCUUACCUUGCCACAAAGGAAUUCCCCGUUACUCCCAACUACACCGUCCCCAAGGGUUCCAUGGUUAUCCCAUCCUGCUACCCAGCUCUCCACGACCCCAAUGUAUACCCUGAACCGGAUGUCUUCAACCCCGACCGCUGGAUUACCGGCGAUGCCGAGUCGAAGACCAAGAACUGGCUUGUCUUUGGCGCAGGCGCUCAUGACUGUCUUGCUCGUCGCUACGUGCCACUAUCAAUGGCUGCGAUGAUCGGCAAAGCGGCACUGGAGCUCGACUGGACACACUACGCUACAGAAACCUCGGAAGAUAUCCGGGUUUUCGCGACUCUAUUCCCCAUGGAUGGCUGUCCGUUGGUCUUCAAAAAGCGACCUUAG
Penicillium taxi is the source of this 1587-nucleotide messenger RNA. Its product is annotated as cytochrome p450 61. Gene Ontology annotation, molecular function: monooxygenase activity; heme binding; oxidoreductase activity, acting on paired donors, with incorporation or reduction of molecular oxygen. The coding region runs from base 1 to 1587 and encodes 528 amino acids. Lineage: Eukaryota; Fungi; Ascomycota; Eurotiomycetes; Eurotiales; Aspergillaceae. The transcript has 4 exons. Gene Ontology annotation, biological process: sterol metabolic process. The record is from RefSeq and is a predicted model, not a curated record.